UGCCUCUUCUCGCUCAGGCAGGGAGAGAGUGGAAGUGAGGACGAAGAGGAGCCCCAGCGGGGAGGCACAAACCUCGGAUGUUUGUUUUCAUUCAGUACGGCGUAAUUUACACGACGGAUCCACCCCCACACUUAGGAAAAUAUGCGUGGUUGUUUUUGCGGUUUGUGGUUUCCCUCCUCAUUAUCCGGUUAGGAAACCCGCUCCCGACAAGCCCGUCAGGGUGCUAGUCGGACCAGCUAGCCGUUCGAUGACCGAGCGGUGGUCGUCAGCGGCGGAUCGAGGACUGCAGUUCGCUCGGUAGCAGUUUGUCUGGCGGUGAAGGUCUGUCUUCCAGGGAUGGACUCUGAUCCCGGAUCACACUACUAACGUGCCAUAUACUUAUUCUACAUGCUAACAUGUUAUGAACACACGGACUCAACUUUUGCUUCGCCGCCACAGUUAGCUCGGACAUGUGAAAUGUGUGUUUCCGUAAAUAAUAGCACGAAUGUGGAGCAGAUCUGGAGCAGCUCGACUUAAUCCCGCUUUGGUAAUAAAUCAGUGCGAUCGACCAAAUGCGUGAUGCCAGAGAAGAAGACUGUUUAUGUGCUCGACUCUUCGCCUGUCAGGUGCCAGCUGCAUAGCUGCCAGUGACCUUAGCAUUAAAACACAGUGAGUCGGCCCGCUCGGCUGUCUCCGAUCCCGGAGAGGAGAGCUCAAAGUCAGGAACCAUUAGCUGGUUGUCCGACGCUGCCUCCCGCUACCAGACCCACCUCUGUCCCCGGGCCUGUCCCCUGAUAAGCGGGUCAUAUCUCCGGAUUCACUUGCCUCCUGUGUCAUCACGUAAAAGCCAAGACUCGGUGCCGGACCGGGACAUGUCACAGGUAGACUGUGUCCACCACACGAAGCAAAGCUAGUUUAAAGGGACGCUAAUCCUCGUGGCCUUCUCUUUGAGAUUAUAACGAAAAUUAAGGAUUUUUGUCACUGGAUCCACAAUGGGAUCAGCAACCAAACUGGCCUUCAGUGUUUUCCUCAUCUCGUGCUCCUCAGGUGCCAUCCUGGGCCGCUCGGACACUCAGAAAUGCGUGGACUACAACCACAGCCCUUCGUCGUCCUCGUCCUCGCCGGAGAGCCCGUUGAACCUCAGCAGGGUGGUCACUUGCUCCGGAGAGAAAGACAAGAGACUUCACUGCUUCGCCACCUGGAAGAACGUGUCCGGAGUGGUCCAGGUGGUCAAACAGGGCUGCUGGCUGGACGACGUCAACUGUUACGACAGGAGUGAAUGUGUGGAGAAGAAAGAUGCUCCUGAAGUCUUCUUCUGCUGCUGUGAAGGAAGUUUGUGCAACGACAGGUUCUUCUACAGUCCUGACAGCAACCAGCCACAGAUACCAGCAACAAACAAGCCGGUGCCACCAAAGCCUCCCGUGCUGACCACUCUGAUGUAUUCGCUGGUUCCCAUCAUGGUUGUCACCGCUAUCGUCCUCGUGUCUUUCUGGAUGUACCGACACCACAAACUGGCCUACCCACCUGUCCUGGUGCCCACACAGGACCCCGGACCCCUGCCGCCCUCCCCCGUCCUGGGCCAGAAGCCGCUGCAGUUACUGGAGGCCAAAGCCAGGGGGCGGUUCGGCUGCGUGUGGAAGGCUCAGCUGCUCGGUGAACACGUCGCUGUGAAAAUCUUCCCCAUCCAGGACAAGCAGUCGUGGCAGAACGAGUACGAGAUCUUCAACCUGAACGGGAUGAGACAUGAAAACAUCCUGCAGUUCAUCGGAGCUGAGAAAAGAGGAAGCAACAUGGACAUGGAGCUGUGGCUCAUCACCGCCUACCACGAGAAGGGUUCUCUGACAGACUACCUGAAGGCUAACGUCCUCUCCUGGUCAGAACUCUGCGUCAUCGCACAGUCCAUGUCCCGAGGUCUCGCCUACCUGCACGAAGACAUACCUGGACACAAAGACGGACACAAACCUGCCAUCGCUCACAGGGACUUUAAGAGUAAGAACGUCCUGUUGAAGUCCAACCUGACCGCCUGCAUCGCUGACUUCGGCCUCGCCCUCAGGUUUGAGGCAGGAAAAUCUCCUGGAGACACACACGGACAGGUGGGGACCAGGAGGUACAUGGCCCCCGAGGUCCUGGAGGGGGCCAUUAACUUCCAGCGAGACGCCUUCCUGAGGAUAGACAUGUACGCUCUGGGUCUGGUUCUGUGGGAACUCGCCUCGCGCUGCAAAGCUGCUGAUGGUCCAGUGGACGAGUACAUGCUGCCGUUUGAGGAGGAGGUGGGUCAGCAUCCGUCUCUGGAGGACAUGCAGGAGGUGGUGGUCCACAAGAAGCUGAGGCCGACCCUCCGAGAGUGCUGGCAGAAACACGCCGGUCUGGCUCUGCUCUGUGAGACCGUCGAGGAAUGCUGGGAUCACGAGGCUGAAGCCCGACUGUCGGCCGGCUGCGUGGAGGAGCGCGUCGUGCAAAUGCAACGGCAGACGAGCGUCACGUCGCCCGAGGAAAUUGUCACGGUUGUUACCAUGGUAACCAACGUGGACUACCCGCCUAAAGAGUCCAGCCUUUGACGAGCCCGAGGACCAAUCGGGACGCAGCAGGGACUCCCUCUGUGAGCGUUUUCUGUCUCAGGUGGGGUCGAGCCGCUCAGGUCAUCUGGAGGACGACAUGGAAGCGUGAGCCGCUCUGAGCUCCACCCUCUGACAUCUGUUCCUGUUUUGUAUUACAAAAUAAAAGACUUUGUGCAGGGACUUCUCCUGCAGCAUUGUGAGGAUGAAAUGAGCUUGCUUUCAGUCUAAAAAGUCGGACAGACUGUUGUUCUUGUCUGAUGUGAUGCCAAUAAGAAACGGCUUCUGAAUGUCUGCUGCAAACAGAUCACAUGUGGACACGUGGACACAGACUGACAAUCAGCUGAUUCCACUCACAACAAACACGAGAACGACUUUUCUUUUCUCUCAUUGGCUGCUGAGGACACACUGAGGACGGCUGUCAGGACAUCCACCUGUUGGACUGCGUGGACGGAGCUUGUGGGCACGUUUGAAUGAGUGUGUAAGAAUCCGGAUGAGGAGAGACGUUCACUUGUGAGCUGAGCCUCCGCCCUGUUUGUUUGUUUGUUUGUUUGUUUGUUUGUGUCUGGCGGUCAGAUGGAAACACACCCUGCACACUCUGUACAUAUGAAUGUUGUUCCAGAUUGUGAUUUUAGCAUGACUUUGUUUUUUAUGGACACAAAAUCCUUUUUAAUGUUGAUAUGAGAAAGAUUUUCUAUGACGACGUACAAACGAGAAACAAUCAAUUAAUUUAUGUUCAAAAGUCAGAACACUAACUUCAUGCAGAUGAAAGUGUGUGUGUGUGUGUGUGUGCGUGCGUGCGUGUGUGUGUGUGUGUGUGUUAGAUACCUCAGACUGGUGCUCACCUCAUCAUGACAUCAUCAUGACCUCCUCUUCGUCCUCCGGCGUUGAUCGGGGUGACAACACAAACUUCUUCCUGUUUCCUGUUUGUCAAAUCUACAGAAGCUCAGAGGGACAAAAGCAGCCGCAGGACGCUUCCUGUGAGAAUCUGUUCAGUUUGGUCCGUUUGAUGUCCUUCAUUCAGUGUGAGUAAAUCAGUGACGCAUGAAUGUUGAAGACUUUCAGAACCGUUUCCGUGGUGAUGAUGAUGAUGAUGAUGCCGUCCAGCCGUUAAGCCGACGCUUGCAGCGAACAUCACGGAAACGAGUGGACAUCAGCAGCACGAGGUUCUGAUGCGAAAAGAGCUCUUUUCUGUUCAAUAUGACAACAUUCACGUUUUAAUUUCCUUGAAUAUUCUCAGCCACACGACGGUGCGUUCACUGACUGUCUGCAGUUUAUUUUCUCAGUAUUUAACGUUCUGAGGGCCUCUGUGGGGUGUGAUUGUUGAAUGUUGUUUCCCCUGAAAUAAAGUUCAGUGAAUGCUG
Molecule: messenger RNA, 3898 nt
Organism: Scatophagus argus
Lineage: Eukaryota; Metazoa; Chordata; Actinopteri; Scatophagidae
Gene: acvr2aa
Product: activin A receptor type 2Aa
Exons: 11
Coding region: 972-2537 (521 amino acids)
Biological process (GO): protein phosphorylation; cellular response to growth factor stimulus; activin receptor signaling pathway
Cellular component (GO): activin receptor complex; plasma membrane
Molecular function (GO): ATP binding; activin binding; activin receptor activity
Source: RefSeq, a predicted model, not a curated record